AUGGCAAAGGCACGAGUGUGUCCUCUCAAGCCGAUAACGAUCCCAAGGUUAGAACUCCAGGCAGCCACUUGCUCAGUGAAGAUUGCCAACAUUCUAAUCGAUGAACUUGAAUACGAUUCCGCCACGCAAUAUUUCUGGACAGACUUGCAAGUCGUUCUAGGCUACAUACACAACGAGACCAAGCGUUUCCACAUGUAUGUUGCCAAUCGCGUCGAACGCAUCCGUCAGACUUCACGUCCAGAACAGUGGAAUUACGUAGCCAGCGCCGAAAAUCCUGCAGAUCAUGCAUCUCGUGGAUUGACGACAGAAGAAAUGCUGUCAUCAAACUGGCUUACAGGACCUUCGUUUCUCUGGGAGAACGAGAUUCCUCCUCAAGAAGUGACUGCUGAAGUAUCCCCAGAUGAUGUUGAAGUGAAAUCCGCCACUGUUCAUGCAACACAGGCAAAGGAUUUCACAUCUUUCGAAGCUAGACUGACUCGAUUCUCCAGCCUUCAGAACGCACUGACAGCAGUCGCAGUGAUAGUAAAGUGCCGUUACAGAAGAAAGGGAUUGAGCAUUGACGAAGUAGAAGCAAAGCAAGUAGCAGAGAGAAAUCUCAUCUGCGCAAUCCAGAAGGAAGCUUUUCGUGAAGAAAGAAAGCAAAUCAAGUCGGACUGCUCAAUCACGUCAAAGUCUAAUCCAUUGAGACAACUUGACCCGUUCCUUGAUGAUCACGAUCUGCUGCGGGUGGGAGGUCGGUUGAAGAAGGCUGAAAUGAUGUACGGUGCAAAACAUCCUGUCAUCCUACCGAAGGGAAGCCACCUCUCUAAACUCGUCGCCGUACACUACCAUGGAAGAACAGCACAUCAAGGAAGGAAUCUGACCAUAAAUGCCCUUCGCUCGAGUGGAUAUUGGAUCAAUGGUUGCAGACGUAUUGUCUCUUCCCUGAUCAGCAAGUGUAUCCACUGUAUCAGAUUCCGAGGCAAGCCAAGAGGACAAAAGCUAGCCAAUCUACCACAAGACAGACUAGAACCAUGUCCUUUCACCUACUGUGGACUAGAUUGCUUCGACCCCUUCACUAUCAAGGAAGGGAGAAAGGAGUUGAAGCGAUAUGGACUAAUUCUGACUUGCAUGUCAAUGAGGGCUAUACAUAUCGAAGUGUUGGACGACGUGUCCACUGAUGCAUUCCUCAAUGUUUCAUUGCAAUCCGGGGAAAUGUUCGCCACAUUCGGUGCGACCAAGGAUUGA
Priapulus caudatus is the source of this 1227-nucleotide messenger RNA. RefSeq lists its product as uncharacterized. The transcript has a single exon. Lineage: Eukaryota; Metazoa; Priapulida; Priapulimorpha; Priapulimorphida; Priapulidae. The record is from RefSeq and is a predicted model, not a curated record. Bases 1 to 1227 code for a protein of 408 amino acids. Gene Ontology annotation, molecular function: nucleic acid binding.